Molecule: messenger RNA, 1372 nt
Organism: Spodoptera litura
Lineage: Eukaryota; Metazoa; Arthropoda; Insecta; Lepidoptera; Noctuidae
Source: RefSeq, a predicted model, not a curated record
UGUCUGAAGCACAUCAUGCUCCUCAAUUUUUGAUAUAAAAAAUUACAAAAAGUGCGACUGUAGUGAUUACGGUACGAAUAAAGUGUAGUUUGAGUGUAGUGCUAAUUGUGUUAUUGUUAUUUAACUGCAAAAACAGUGUAUACGCCACCAAACUUGCCAUCAAAACUAUUCUAUUUGCACAGUGAAAAAAACGUCUACCCUCAUUUAUAACAAUUUUGUACCGUACACAGAUCACUGUCACUGACAUUGUCAUUGCUGCAAACGUCAAGUGACAGUUGUUGUCACUGUCAUAACUGUCGUAAUCGAUCACUGUCAUUGUCAUUCCUACAAACGUCAAGUGCCACGAAUUAGUGUUGCCAAUAUUUGAAAUUAAAUUUCCCUAAUAUUUUAGGGAAAUUUCUUUAUUAAGAACCAGAUAAACUAUAUAAGGGCGGCACUGCCAACAUCACCAACAUCGGAACUUCCUAGCCAGGCCCUAGUUCGAAGCGCAUUCCGCUAUCUCGCAACGCUUGGACAAUUCGGUCUAUAACAUACAAAGGACGGAUAUGGAGGAAUUAAAAAAUAUGUUAAUUAGCAUGCAGCAAGAUAUAAAGCAGCAAAAACAGGAUAUGCUAGAGAUGAAAAAAGACAUAAAGGAUACAAUAAUAAACAGUCUCAGCGAGAAGUUCAAGAACCUAGAACUGAAAAACGAGUUUUUGGAGAAAAAAACAGAAGAGCAAUCAAAUAAAAUUAACAACCUAGAAAGACAGUGUCGACGCAAAAAUCUGAUCUUAUUUGGCGUAGAAGAGAUAGAAAAAUCGUAUGAGGAAUUGGAAAAACUCGUCAUAAAUAUCAUAAAUACAUACAUAAAAAUUUCAUGCGAUACUUACAACAUAGAGGCUGUUAGAAGGCUGGGUAAAAAGGGGGUAAAAGUUCGACCGAUAUCAAUAACAUUUAACACCUUAGGCUUCAAAAUAAAAAUUCAAAAAAAUAAACAUAACCUUAAAAAUACGUCCUAUUACUUAAAAGAAGACUACCCAAUUGAAGUGUUAGUUAAGCGUAAAGAGCUACAAGUACAAUUACAAAAAGAAAAAGAUGCGGGAAACACAGCUUUUAUAAAAUAUGAUAAAAUUAUUAUACUGAACAACAAACAACCCCAACAGAAACAAUCAAGCAAAAGAUAUCAUUCAGAAUCUCCGGAGACGCUUUACCCUGACAACCUAAAUGCUCAACACACUAGCAAAAAUACAGCUAAGAAAAAUAAAGGGAUUAUGACGAAUUAUAUAAUACAAAAGCCCAAACUAAUUCUCGCUCAAACAGAGCCAAUUCAACGCCAAUCGAUGACACCAGAUCAAAACACAACAUAGCAAUUAGAAUCGGACUCUCUUCCAAC